AACUAAAUAAUUCACAAAUCACAGCCUUUUGAAUUCCAUUGCUUAAAGUUACACCAAACACACAGAGCAAAAAGACCAUGGCUCUAUCACUUGAAAAGAAACUCGCGAUUGCCUUGUUGGUGGUUUUCUCGACAUGGGCAUCUCAAGCCAUGGCCCGACAGUUGAUCAAUGAAGAUGCCCUCGUUGAGAAGCACGAGCAAUGGAUGGCUCGCCAUGGGCGCACUUAUCAGGACAGUGAAGAAAAAGAGAGACGGUUUCAGAUAUUCAAGAGCAACUUAGAGUACAUUGACAACUUCAACAAGGCCUCCAAUCAGACUUACCAGUUAGGUCUCAAUAAUUUUGCAGACUUAUCCCAUGAAGAAUACGUUGCUACUUACACUGCACGCAAGAUGCCCGUACUCCCUACAGCAAACACCACAACCAAGACAACGCUAUUCAAUAGUGAUGAUAUUAACCAGGUUGAGGUUCCGGAGAGUAUUGACUGGAGAGACCAUGGCGCUGUCACCCCUAUUAAGAACCAAUACCAAUGUGGGUGUUGCUGGGCAUUUUCAGCGGCGGCAGCCGUGGAAGGGAUCGUAGCUAAUGGUGUCUCACUGUCAGCUCAACAAUUACUAGACUGUGUGAGUGAUAAUCAAGGUUGUAAGGGGGGUUGGAUGAAUAAUGCUUUUAAUUACAUAAUACAAAACCAGGGCAUAGCCUUAGAAACGGAUUACCCGUAUCAACAAAUGCAACAAAUGUGCAGUUCAAGAAUGGCUGCAGCCCAGAUAAGUGGUUUUGAAGAUGUAACUCCAAAAGACGAGGAAGCCCUGAUGAGGGCAGUAGCAAAGCAACCUGUAUCGGUCACCAUUGACGCUACUUCUAAUCCAAACUUCAAAUUGUACAAAGAGGGAGUGUUCACUGCAGCAGGCUGCGGGAAUGGACAUAGCCAUGCUGUGACCUUAGUUGGGUAUGGGACAAGUGAAGAUGGGACCAAGUAUUGGCUAGCCAAGAAUUCAUGGGGUGAGACUUGGGGAGAAAGUGGUUACAUGAGGUUGCAGAGAGAUAUUGGUUUAGAAGGAGGUCCUUGUGGCAUUGCAUUGUAUGCUUCGUAUCCUACCAUUAAUUAGACCCGCUCUAUCUAAGAAUAUUACAACAUGCAUAAAAUAAAAGAAAAGACUCAUUAAUGAAAUUAUUAAUAGAUUAUGGA
Messenger RNA from Ricinus communis (castor bean), 1186 nucleotides. Its product is annotated as ervatamin-B. The transcript is spliced from 2 exons. NCBI's taxonomy places the organism in Eukaryota, Viridiplantae, Streptophyta, Magnoliopsida, Malpighiales, Euphorbiaceae. Bases 78 to 1106 code for a protein of 342 amino acids. The record is from RefSeq and is a predicted model, not a curated record. Gene Ontology annotation, cellular component: lysosome. Gene Ontology annotation, molecular function: cysteine-type endopeptidase activity.